GCACAACAACACCAGCGUGCGUCUGCCGUGGUUCCUCCUGCGGGGUCCCGUCCGUUCCCCGUGUGACCCUGUAAUGCUUACCCUGACUCGGAAGACCUCUUUUAUUUCCCGCCGGUGCUGAGAACUGUGCUGCUGGACCAAAGGCGUCCCUUGCUGGAUUAUGCCGCGCAGAAUAUUGCGGACCGUGCAGAAAGUUGCGCAAAGCGGAUGAAGCGGAGAGGUGAGGAAAACCUUUGGCGAGAGGCUGAAAAUGCGGCGAGGCGACGCAGCUGCGACUUUUCUCAGCACGGCGAUCUGACAAGAGCGGAAAGCACCAAUGCUGCGCGCCGGAUCGGCCCUACAUUACGCACCGGCGGCUGGCGCGGUCUCUGAACUCCUGCAAGUGUUCACGUAUUCAGCCUAAAUCAAAUUGUAUGAUUAGAAAGCAGAGGAGAAUUAGUUUAGUUGAGCAAAACAAACAAACUCUGGAUCCAGUUUCAUCUCCAGUUCCGCGCAUUCCCUGACGGUUUCUCCUCGACCCAUUUCCCCUCGCCUUUCUUUUUUCUUUUUCUAUUAUUUUAUUUUUUUUUCCUUUUUGCACCUCUGAUUCCCGAAGUGGCUCCGAAGUGGUGUUGCGGCUCCUCGUCCCCGGCGGAUCCGGAGAUUGGAGUCUCUGCACCGGGAGGAGUCGGAGCGCCGUCCACGCCGCGGGCUCCUAAGAGCGGCCGCGUCAAGAGGAUGGUGCGGCUGGCGGCAGAGCUCCUGCUGCUCCUGGGACUUCUUCUCCUCACCUUACACAUCACGGUGCUGCGGAGCAACCCGCUGCCUCAAGGAAACGCCACUGCGAGCCUGGAUCAGGAUAAAACUCUCACAGAGCAAAACACCUUAAAUGCAAGAAGUAGCACAUCUGCCCAGCUGGCUCCUGAAGACCGGAGGUCUGGUCCAGAGCACAGGGCGGCCCAUCAGCCUGCAACCCUCCCCUGGGUGCAGGGCAGCAACGUACACAAGGAUGGCCCUGGAGCUUUCCUGCUGGAUCUGCACAAUUUUCCAGACCUCUCCAAAGCGGAUAUUAAUGGACAGAACCCCAACAUCCAGGUGACCAUUGAGGUGGUGGACGGACUGGAAGGCCAUGAACCAGAGAAAGGCCUCCGCAAGGAGAGCAAGCCCAACUGGGCCUCCCCUAACUGGAGGAACUGGUGGCCUCACACCUCCUCCUCCUCUUCGUCCUCUCAUCAAACGGAGGAGCACGAUCGCGCCUAUGGGAGAAAAACCGAGGACAGCAACUUUCUCAGGCCUCCGUCAGACUGGGACAGGAGAGGGAGCAAAGCUCAGACUGAAUACGACUACGUGGAUGGCGAGGGAGACUGGAGUAACUGGUCAGCAUGCAGUGUCACUUGUGGAAAUGGCAACCAGAAGAGAACCAGGUCCUGUGGUUACGCCUGUACGGCCACAGAGUCCAGAACCUGUGACAUGCCCAGCUGCCCAGGUUUUGAAGAUGCCUUCAAGACAGCAGCCACUGAAGUGAGCCUGCUGGCUGGGAAAAACGAGUUCAACGCCACCGAGCUCUUCGGCGUCGACACAGACAGCUGCGAGCGAUGGAUGAACUGCAAGAGCGAGUUCCUGAAGAAGUACAUGACCAAAGUGGCCAACGACCUCCCCAGCUGCCCCUGCUCGUACCCGACCGAGGUGGCGUACAGCACGGCGGACGUGCACGACGCCCCGACGCGCCGGGACUUCCGCUGGAAAGACGCCAGCGGGCCCAAGGAGAAGCUGGAGAUCUACAAGCCCACGGCCCGCUACUGCAUCCGCUCCAUGCUGAACCUGGAGUCCACCACGCUGGCGGCGCAGCACUGCUGCUACGACGACAGCAUGAAGCUGAUCACCCGCGGCAAAGGCUCCGGCACGCCCAACCUCAUCAGCACCGAGUUCUCCGCGGACCUGCACUACAAGGUGGACAUCCUGCCGUGGAUCAUCUGCAAGGGAGACUGGAGCCGCUACAACCAGGCCCGGCCGCCGAACAACGGGCAGAAGUGUCCGGAAAACCCUCAGGAUGAGGAUUAUUACAAACAGUUUGAAGAAGCGAGGGAGUUCUAGCCCACCUGUGCGGCGACAGGACUAAAUAACACUCCACUCAGACUCGAGAGAGCCAGACACACACAAAGCACACUCGUCAUAGACCUGUCCUCAGUUUUUGUUUUUUUUUGCUUUGGUGACAAGUUUUGUUCUUAGAAGAUGUGCCUUUACAAUGUUGCUGCAAAAUGUUACUCAGAGUUGGUCUUCAUGCUUUUAAAAAAGGGAAAUUUAUAAUUAUAGAAAGGUCGAUUUUAGAUUGCGUCCAAUUUUGUCUCCGUAGAUGUUGCAGUGAUAGAAUAAUGAGACCCUGCGGGGAAGGUGUUGGUCAGGAGGGAGCAGAGGAACGUUUUCUGUUGUGCAGGUUUUUAUCCAUGUAAGUUUGUGGGUAUGAGUAUUUAGCAUGCACAUUUUUCUUUCGUUCAUUUACCUCUGUAACAUUCUGUCUGUGAGGCAGUUCUUGGUUGUAAAAAAGCCUGCAUUAGUUUUGUAAAGUAUUUAUUAAAGUGUAGCUGUGAUUGUGG
Fundulus heteroclitus (mummichog) is the source of this 2573-nucleotide messenger RNA. It is a transcript of the gene ism1, whose product is annotated as isthmin 1. Gene Ontology annotation, biological process: negative regulation of angiogenesis. The transcript is spliced from 6 exons. NCBI's taxonomy places the organism in Eukaryota, Metazoa, Chordata, Actinopteri, Cyprinodontiformes, Fundulidae. The coding region runs from base 718 to 2073 and encodes 451 amino acids. The record is from RefSeq and is a predicted model, not a curated record.